UAAUUUCUCAUCCACCAACCAACAAAUCAAUAUGAUGCAAGCACCUCUCUCUCUGUGCCUACUCCUUUUUUGAAACUAAUAAAGCCAAAGCACCCACCAUCACACUCCAUACUCACUCCCUCUUUCCAAAACCUCUCAGAAGAACCACAAAAAUGGAUCUUAACAUGCCAUUGUUACUAACCCUUUGCUGUAUAACAACCCUUUCUCUACUUCAAUCUUCCACAUCCUCACGCACCACCCCAUCACACACAUCCUCUGAAUUCACAACCAAUGUUCUUGAUGUCUCUGCCUCACUCCACCAAGCUCAUCAAGUUCUCUCCUUUAACCCUGAUCUUCUAGAACCUACCAACCAAGAAGAAACCCAACUCAACCCCACUUCUUCUUCUUCUUCUUCUUUUUCUCUACAGUUACACCCAAGAGAGACCAUCCUCAACGAACAGCACCAAAACUACAAGUCCCUCGUCCAUGCCCGCCUCGCCCGUGACUCAGCCCGAGUCAACUCGCUUACCAUGAAACUCCAACUUGCCCUCGAAAACGUCAAUAAAUCUGACUUUUAUCCGACACAAACUGAGCUCCGACCCGAAGACCUCUCCACGCCGGUUUCCUCCGGCACCGGCCAAGGCAGCGGCGAGUACUUUACCCGGGUCGGAGUGGGUCAGCCCGCGAAACCCUUCUACAUGGUUCUUGACACCGGAAGCGACGUGAACUGGCUCCAAUGCGAGCCUUGCUCUGAUUGUUACCAACAAUCUGACCCGGUUUUCGACCCGUCAAAAUCAUCCUCGUACGACCCGUUAACCUGCGAAGCGCAACAGUGUCAAGCGCUUGAAGUUUCCGCGUGCCGUAACGGAAGGUGUCUUUACCAAGUUUCUUACGGCGACGGUUCGUUUACCGUUGGGGAAUACGUAACUGAAACGGUGUCUUUCGGUGGAUCCGGGUCGGUUAAUCGGGUCGCAAUGGGGUGUGGGCAUGAUAAUGAGGGUUUGUUCGUUGCGGCCGCUGGGCUUCUUGGGCUUGGUGGUGGGCCUCUCUCAUUAACCUCGCAGAUCAAAGCGUCGUCGUUUUCUUACUGCUUAGUCGAUCGUGACUCGGGAAAAUCGUCCACUCUUGAGUUUAACUCGGCGCGACCCGGUGACUCGGUUACCGCGCCGAUGCUGAGGAACCGAAAUGUGAACACGUUCUACUACGUCGAACUCACCGGCAUGAGCGUCGGCGGCGAGAUGAUCUCCGUGCCGCCGGAGGCCUUCGCCGUCGACCAGUCCGGUGCCGGCGGGAUCAUCGUGGACUCGGGAACGGCAAUAACUCGGUUGCAGACUCAGGCUUAUAACUCGGUCCGCGACGCGUUCCGGAGGAUGACUCAGAACCUGCGUUCCGCAGAGGGCGUGGCGCUUUUCGACACGUGCUACGACUUGUCGUCUUUGCAAUCCGUGCGCGUUCCUACGUUGUCGUUUCACUUUGGUGCGGGGAAGACGUGGUCGUUGCCGGCGAAGAAUUACUUAAUUCCGGUGGAUGGCGCCGGAACUUACUGCUUCGCGUUGGCGCCGACGUCGUCGGCGUUGUCGAUCAUAGGGAACGUGCAGCAACAAGGGACACGUGUCACUUUCGAUCUUGCAAACUCUGUAGUGGGAUUCUCGCCCAACAAAUGCUAGAUGUGUAAUUUACAUAUUUAACCCCACACCUUCUAUUUAAUAGUAUUAAUUAUUAAUAUCAUAAAUUAUGAUGAUAUUUAUAUGGUAGGUUUAGGUUCUUAGAAAGGCUCUUCCUCAGAGCAUUGAAUUGUUUGGGUGGGGAUAUGAAACCCUAAAGGGACCCACUCAAAUUAAUUUGAGAGAAGGUUUUGCCUUUGGAAUUUGGAUUGUGUGGGAGCAUAAAGUAGUGAUGUUUGGUUAUUUUUCUUAUAUAUUGAGAAAAAUGGUUUGUAAUUGAAAUACUCAAUGGAAUGGCUUGCAAAUUUUAUUAAGCUUUGGGGCCAUUUUAGUUUGAAGAUUGGAUUUUUCAAGCUUUGUACUAUGUAGUGGUGCUGUCUAAGGCUUCCAUGUAGGCCACCUAGUGAAACACAAUAUGACAAUUAUAUAUGAUUAAUUUCACAUGGGUUUGUUUUGAGACUUGUGGAUCUCUUAUAUUUGGAUAAAACAAAGAUUGAGGAUGUUUGUCUCCUCAUCUCUUUUUUUUCGAUUUUUUUCUGGCACUGUGUUGACCGAAGUCUAUUUGUUUCUUCAUGCAAGCAUAAGGAGAACAAAU
This is a messenger RNA of Abrus precatorius (Indian licorice), 2238 nucleotides long. RefSeq names its product protein ASPARTIC PROTEASE IN GUARD CELL 1-like. Lineage: Eukaryota; Viridiplantae; Streptophyta; Magnoliopsida; Fabales; Fabaceae. Gene Ontology annotation, biological process: proteolysis. The transcript has a single exon. The record is from RefSeq and is a predicted model, not a curated record. Bases 153 to 1646 code for a protein of 497 amino acids. Gene Ontology annotation, molecular function: aspartic-type endopeptidase activity.